Colletotrichum graminicola M1.001 is the source of this 255-nucleotide messenger RNA. Its product is annotated as LSM domain-containing protein. The transcript is spliced from 4 exons. Gene Ontology annotation, molecular function: RNA binding. NCBI's taxonomy places the organism in Eukaryota, Fungi, Ascomycota, Sordariomycetes, Glomerellales, Glomerellaceae. Gene Ontology annotation, cellular component: U2 snRNP; SMN-Sm protein complex; U1 snRNP. Bases 1 to 255 code for a protein of 84 amino acids. Gene Ontology annotation, biological process: spliceosomal snRNP assembly; mRNA splicing, via spliceosome. The record is from RefSeq and is a predicted model, not a curated record.
AUGGCGCCCGCACAGCCCGAGCUGAAGAAGUAUCUCGAUAAGCGACUGUUUGUCCAACUCAAUGGCAGCCGUAAGGUCAUCGGUGUUCUCCGCGGCUACGAUGUCUUCCUGAACAUCGUUUUGGACGAGGCAGUCGAAGAGAAGGAAGGCGGCGAGAAGGUUCGGUUAGGCAUGGUUGUCAUCCGUGGCAACUCAGUCGUUAUGCUCGAGGCUCUCGAAAGAAUUGGCGGUGAUGACCGCAACCAUCAGCGGUAA